Molecule: messenger RNA, 1025 nt
Organism: Drosophila mauritiana
Lineage: Eukaryota; Metazoa; Arthropoda; Insecta; Diptera; Drosophilidae
Gene: Mpv17
Product: mpv17-like protein
Exons: 1
Coding region: 430-936 (168 amino acids)
Cellular component (GO): cytoplasm; membrane
Source: RefSeq, a predicted model, not a curated record
UAAGAAUACGCGUUGAGUAUGUUCCGAUUAAAAGAGAUUUGGGUACUAAAAUUAUUUCAACAGCUUGAUAUUUAAAACGUUAAAGUUAUUUGACAUUACAUUACAUUAAAUUGAGUGUUUAGCACAAUUAAAACUUUUCUCAGUCGGCAUGCGACAAUUAAAACUUUUCUCAGUCGGCAUGCGACAAUUAUAAACACUCAUCCGCGUUAAAAAUACGCUAGCAUAAUUUAAUUUAAAUAAUUAUUCAGAGUUGCCAAUUUUUGUUACUUCAGCAAAUGACACCAAUCACUUUGCGAUUAAUAGAUAACCCUUUAAAACUACACGAACAUGUGUUGAACAACAGCAAAUGGAUUUCUCAGUUAAGUGUUUUAAUUGGUCUAUUUAAAACAAUUUGGAACGGGCUAUGAAUGGAACUGAUCUCUGAUAAAUAUGAAGAGACUUAAAGUGUACCUAAAGGAUGGCAUCAAUGUGGCGGCGGUAAUGGGUCUAGGCGACACUAUAGCCCAGUUAUUUUUUGAUAAGAAACCGUUGGACGAAUGGGAUGCGGGGCGAACCCUGCGAUUCGGCAUCGUUGGACUGGUGUUCGUUGGCCCAACUUUGGGCCGGUGGUACCAUUUUUUGGAGUCCCGGGUUCCCAAAACCUACUCGCCAAUGCGGCGGGGAGUUACCAAAAUGCUGAUCGACCAGACCCUUUUUGCGCCACCCUUUACCAUGGCCAUGUCCUUUCUGGUGCCACUGACUAACGGAGAGCCCAUCGAUCGAAUCCGGCAGCGCAUUCUUGAUUCCUACGUAUCUAUAUUGGUCCGUAACUACAUGCUCUGGCCGGCCGCACAGAUGCUAAACUUCAGGUUCGUGCCGCUGGGCUACCAAGUGCUCUACGCCCAGUUCAUCGCCCUCGUAUGGAACUGCUACCUGUCCAUGAUACUUAAUAGCUAGGGCACUGAGUUUCCCCGCAUUAGUAAUACGGUGCCUGUGUAUCAAAUUUAUCAAAUAUAUUAUAAUACAACAUGUGACUUCUGAUUAAA